CCUUUAUUUAAAACGAUGAUGAACUCUUCGAACGGAAACAGCAUUGGGUUGCAUAGGCUGGAAAUUAAAAAUUUGGAACCUGACGCCGUCAACAUUUUGCUCGUGGGUGUAAUAAUUGGUAAAAAGAAACCGAAAAUAUUUCAAAGGGAGUCAACCAGGGCCGUUUGGAAUUUCACGUUGCGCGAUUCGCCCCAGCAUUACAUUAAUGUCGCUAUGUGGGCCCCGCCUGAGCAAGUCUUCCAAGCCAAUGAUAGAUUCAAAACCGGAGAUGUCGUGGAGCUUUUAAAUCCUCAAGUGCAACUUAGACAAAUGGGUGAUAGAUCAGAACUAUUUCACCCUAUGGUAACGUCACCGUUUAAGUUAAGCAUGUCCGAGAAGUCUGCCAUUGUGAACCAUCCUGGUAACAGUUUUUAUUUGAAGUUGCUCAGAUAUCCCACAAAACCGACGGCCGCAUUCUUCCCAUUGCAAGAUAUUCAAAAUAGUGGAAGAGCACUUUCAGGUUUUUUUGUCGAUGUUUUGGGUGCGGUCAGAGGGUUGGGGCCUAUUCGAACAGUUACCACGAAAAAUGAUGAAACUAUACAAGUGCGUGAAAUAGAAGUUUUUGAUCACACCUGCCCUAGUUUAAGAAUCACCCUUUGGGAACCCGACCUGAUCCAUAGGUCCGAUGCGUGGAAACCGCGGUAUACCAUUCUCUUCCUUACCGAUUUAACUGUCGAUUGGUCCAGUUUUGGACGCGCUUAUGUCGCGAAAGCAACUGGACGAACCAUUGUGACGGAAAACCCGAUCAGCAAGGAGGCGGAGUCGCUUAUCGAUUAUGUCAAAAACGCGCCAAUUGAAACAUUCGACAUUGUCGAACGAUUACUUACCUCUCUACCAAGUAAUACCGCCACUCAGGAAGUGGUGAACGUUAAGCAACUGCAAGAACGGAUCAACGCAUGCGUUGAUAACGAGGAACACCAGGGGAACAGAUCCUUUAGUGUUUUUCUCUUCGCUUUUGUUAGCCACCUGGAUCUAGAUGGGUUAUCGCAGACCCUCAUUGUAAAAUGCGUCCGCUGUAAAACUGCAAUGAAAGGGGCGAAAUGUGAAAACACCGGUUGCCCCUCUGUAUUCGAGAACGAAGAUACCACUGAGUCAGAAGUAACCUUCGACGUUAAAGUUAUGUUGUCUGAUCACACGGGCACCCUUACCAAUUGUCGAUUGAGCGGGCAAGCAGCGGAAACGGUUCUAGGCUGUUCGGCAGCCGCAUUUCAUUUGAUGUCUGAUGAUCAGAAGUGCGAUUUGAAAUGGAGGUACUUGAUGGAACGUUGCAAAAUUCGCAUCGCAGUUUUAUUUAUGACAAGUCAAUAUCCAACUCUGUCCAUUUUGAAUGUUAGUCUGGCCGACGGUCUGGAGGUUGCGAAAAAGUUAGCGGUUCUCUAAGGGUGAAUUAUGUUUUGUUUUGUUAUUAUUUUUGAUAAAUUAUAACAUGUUCUUUAAAAUGUCGGAAAUAAAAUAAACUAA
Molecule: messenger RNA, 1500 nt
Organism: Cylas formicarius (sweet potato weevil)
Lineage: Eukaryota; Metazoa; Arthropoda; Insecta; Coleoptera; Brentidae
Gene: hdm
Product: meiosis-specific with OB domain-containing protein
Exons: 7
Coding region: 16-1419 (467 amino acids)
Biological process (GO): resolution of meiotic recombination intermediates
Molecular function (GO): single-stranded DNA 3'-5' DNA exonuclease activity; single-stranded DNA binding
Source: RefSeq, a predicted model, not a curated record